Molecule: messenger RNA, 1610 nt
Organism: Alternaria alternata
Lineage: Eukaryota; Fungi; Ascomycota; Dothideomycetes; Pleosporales; Pleosporaceae
Product: integral membrane protein
Exons: 3
Coding region: 492-1595 (367 amino acids)
Source: RefSeq, a predicted model, not a curated record
CGUGUUUCAAAGACCGGCACAUGCUCUCGAGGCAUCUCGAUGACAGGGGAGACCAAGCGCCAAACGUUCGAUGAAGUUCGGAGAACACUGUGGUGGAUUAUGCGGGACAUGACCCGCCUCGGUCACAUCACUAGAUGCUAAACGUCUGGGAUGUUUCUCACACGGUACCCAGGUAAAUCACAAACCAUUCAGGUUGCCACGACUGUCCGUAGCCAAUCGCUACUCACUCGCAAGAUAACAAAGUUCUUGACCCAUACCAUACAUCCGAUCCCUCACCAUACAUGCAACGCGUCCACCCGGGAUGCUUGCUACCGGGACUAUCAUGUACAAAACCAUGCGUUCAUAAUGCCACGGCUACCUCUACCUGCACUUCGGACCCUUUACCGUCGUGCUGCUUCUCUCGAUCGUCGAUUCUCUGCCAGUGUCUGGUUGGCCCUUUUUUCCAUCUCGGACCUUACUCCUCUACUCCAAUGUUUAUUCUCUUCUAGACGAUGGAAAGCGGAAAGCUUCAGGAGCUGGUGCUCCUUGGUUCGAUUACGUUCUACCUUAUAAUUACCCUUCUCAUUCUCAGCUACAUCACAGUCGGUCUACGGUUUUGGGUGCGAUAUCGCAUCACGAGAUCUCCAGGAUGGGAUGACGCCGCGAUGGCAGCGACACUUAUGCUGUUUACCUGCUAUUGUGCAUUCAUACUCGCAAUCACCUUUCGCAGUUCUGACCGAAACCUCUUCAGCGAAGAGGCCAUUCACGUAACUUUAAUUUUUAUUCAACUAUCUGAAGUCUUCUACAUCCUCACUACGACAUUCCUCAAAGUCUCGCUGGGACUUUUCUUCCUUAGGGUUCUUACCAAGAAAUGGCAAAAGCUCAUAUUUCAUGUCAUCCUCGCCAUCAGUGCAACGUAUGGCCUCUACUACGUCUUCAUCGCUCUUUUUCAGUGCGGCGACCCAACACGCCUCGCCGACAGUCUGCUAUCACCGUCUUCCCCUAACUGCCUACCUUCUGCUCUUCUUCUUACCUCGGGCUACCUCUACGGCGUCAUCAAUGUCAUCGCUGAUUGGACAUUUGUCCUGAUCCCUAUCACCGUUCUACUGGACAGCGACCUCGACCGAAGAAGCAAGAUCAGCGUUAGUAUCGUCAUGGCGCUAGGUGCAGUAGGUAGCGUGAGCUCGAUCUUCCGGAUGGUCUACUUGAAGGGACUGGGCUUACAUGCAGGCGGUCUACGAGCUGAAUCAGUAAAAGCAACAAUCUGGGCAACUGCUGAACCAGGCACUGGCAUCAUCGCAGCCUCAAUCGCUAUUCUUCGCCCUCUUUUCCGCCAGAUAGCUUCUGACGUCCGAUCAAAAGCGUCUCACUACUCACACUCACGCAAGGGGUCUCAACAGUCCGAUGAUACCAUCGCGCUGACGAGUCAGGAAUCUGCUGCUCAAGCGAUGAAGAACAAGAGACAUAGCAUGUACAGAGUGAGUGAGGAUCUCGUCGAUCCUUGGAGUCCGACCAUUGUUGCGACGGCGGAUGUGCAAAGAAUGGUUGUAGUGAAAGGGAGAAUGAGUCCUGUCCCAAUGGUGACAACGCAGGCGAGGGAGAUCGACAUAGUGUGAUGCACAUGUAUGUGC